This is a messenger RNA of Aspergillus puulaauensis, 4659 nucleotides long. RefSeq names its product kinetochore-microtubule binding complex subunit SPC105. Lineage: Eukaryota; Fungi; Ascomycota; Eurotiomycetes; Eurotiales; Aspergillaceae. Gene Ontology annotation, biological process: mitotic sister chromatid biorientation; protein localization to kinetochore; mitotic spindle assembly checkpoint signaling. The coding region runs from base 1 to 4659 and encodes 1552 amino acids. The record is from RefSeq and is a predicted model, not a curated record. The transcript has 5 exons.
AUGGCGUCCAGAGGUGACACCGCGGGCUCAACCCGUCCGCGAUCUCGUCGUUCUAUCGCCCAUGUGCCCCGAUCGAGGUUGACAUCUGGAGGGGAUAAGGAGAAUGCGACGACAGAUAUCGGCGCUGGAGGGCCACUUUUUGGUCAGCAAGUGACAGCAGGGAAGGACAAGAAGUCCCGUAGCAAAAGUUUGGGACCUGGCGGUUUGGAUGCACUUCAAGCCUCGAAUGGAAACCGACGCAAGUCUGCGGCAGUGGUACCUCUGAAGUCAAUCCUCAAGCCAACAGCCCCUGUUUCGCCAGUACGAAACAUUCCUACCUUUGAAGAAACGCGCAGAAAAACACCGUCCCGCGGAGCAAGCGAACAAGACAACACCAACAGUUCAACCCAAGAGGGACUUUUGAUCGACUUUGAUACUCCAGCCCAAAAAUCAUCUGCUAACCCUGACGAUCAAACGAACCCAUUCGACACUUUCAACGCUUCUACAAUUCGUGAUGAAAUGGCCGCUGCAAGGGAACAGGAGGAGAAGGAGAGACGCGCGCGAGAGAGAAAAGCGGCAUUGGAGCACAGGGAAGCUCGGCGGAAGUCGAUGGCCAACCGUCGUGUAUCCUUUGCACCCGAGGCGACAUUGCAUACAUGGAACGUGGUGGAAAUACCUGACGACUCGACUUCUUCAUCUACCUCAAACUCUACUAGACGCGCGUCUUCAUUAGCAAAUGCGCAGAACCAGCAGCCUGCACCUACGCCUAAACAAAGUGACCCGUCAAGCUCGCCUGAAAACGACGCAGAGUCCGACAUCGCUUUCUCGCCCGUGCAAUACCCAGACUUGGAACAGCUGAGGAAUCGACCCUUGGGUGGCGGCUAUGAUGGGAUAGGAUCCUCCCAGGAGUUUUCCAGUCCGUUCAGUGGCAGUGAGAACAGUGAAGACACGGGUCUGCAUUCCAUUGCCAGGGACGAUGACGAUGAGGACGAUGAUGAUAGUUUGGCUGGUUCCGGCUUUGAUGGAGAAAGCACUGCGAUGAGCAUGGACGAUAUGUCUGUGCACUCUGGGGUGACCACCCAAACAGAUGGGUCCGAAUCAGCUACCGGAACUGAUCGCCUGAACGAUGCCUUGCGACAAGCUGCCCGAGAGGCAGGAACUAGGAGUAUCGACAACGAGAACGACGAGGAAGUCUCUAUGGAGAUUGCUGAUCAGGAAAUCACUGGCGCGUUCCAGCCUUGGAUUAAGAAGGGACAGAGGCAAAGCUUCGAUUGGGAUGACCUCAGCGCCCGGCACGACCAGGAGAACGUCGACCCUUCAAAGCCUUUAGACGGUGGCUUCUCGGAAACAGCAAGUGAUGAUGGCGAUGAGGACAUGAGCAUGGACGUAACGAAUGCCAUUGGCCGCAUCGUUCCCAACAGCCGUCGCUCCAUAGGCCAGCGUCAGUCAAUUGGCGGGCAGACGAACUACGAGGAACAAACUAUGGAGCUCACUAACGUUGUGGGAGGUAUCGCUCAGCCUGUUUCUCCGGCGAAGUCUAUAGGUGCUGAUAGCGUGGCCGAAAAUGACGAGGAGAUGACAAUGGAAUUUACCUCUGUUGUCGGAGGGGUUUUAAAUAAAGGAACUGACGCUCAAAAUGUUGAUGAGAACGAUGCCACUCCGAACCAGAGCCGACAAGACUCUGAAUGGGAUGCCGCGGAAGACGAAAUGGAAGAUGACGAUAUGGAAAUGACGGGGGCGGUUGGGGGUAUACUUCCGCCUAUCCAGGAGCAAACUGAAUCUGUUGAUGGAGACCAGACGGCAGGCAUGGAUUUCACUGCGGCAAUGGGGAAAAUAUUGAUACCGGAUGCCGCGAGCCCAGACAAGGUAGACUCGCAACAAGGAAGUUCUCCUUUUCAGGAAACGGUUCGAGCAUCCCCGAAUAAAUCGCCGUCCAAGUCACCGUCUAAAUCGCCAUCAAAAUCACCAUCUAAGUCUCCAGCAAAGGCGUCAUCUAAGUCUCCAGCAAAGUCGCGUGCAGCUUUCCACGUUGCUGCUGUCGCCUCAGAAAGUGGCAGCCCUAGUCUGGCUAGCGUGAGGUCAAGACGUACAAGGCAAAGCACAGGCCGUACGACACCAACGACACCAACAUCAAUGACACCUCAAGAGUCACCCAGCAAGAAUGCUUCAGGCCCCGCAGCGCAGUUGACAGUGGAAGGCCAGCCCUCCACUCCCGGAGAGGCACCGCAAACGCGGAGUGCGGGUCGUCGCAGCGCAUCGUCCAAGAAGCUUUUCCAGCCUGAACUCCAGGUUUCCGACAGCCAAAGGAAAUCUCCUGGCCGUAGAAGUCUUUUUGGUAAUAGUGCGUCGGGUGAAUCUGCUCCUUUAUUUGUCCUUCGACCCCCAGGUUCGAGGCGUUCAUCUGGCCUUGGGAUUGACAAAGAAGGGCUCGGGUCUCCAAAAGUCGCAGCCAUGCUUGACAAACGACGAUCGAUCGGUGAAGAGGCCGGGGAUUUUGUUCCGCAGGACAAAGUACCUCAGGGGGUGCGCUUUGAAGAUCCCAUCAAACUUCAAGAGGAGGUUGACCGAGAACGGGAGGAAGAAGAGAUCCGAGAAGACGGUCAUAUUCAACCUCCCAGUAACCAGGAUCCCACCGCAAGCUUAAGAGAUAUGAUUUCAAGCCUGACGCCGAAGAAGAAUAAGGUCCGUGGCCGCAAGAGUCUUCAUGUUGGAGCUGCACGAGGACUUCUCGGCAAGCGCCCGGCAGAAUUGGACUUGGAAGAUGAAGACGAGGUCCAGAACACCCCGAAGCGAUUGAGACGUCGCGAGGAUAUGAGCCCUGUUAAAAGUGUGAAGCUCCCGCCUCCUCCAACUAAAGAAGAGACAGUCGGCCGCGCAGCUCGUUCACCGGCUCGUAAGACGUUGGAAGUAUCACCCACCAAGGCCAGCACGACACCCAUUCAUGAGCCAAGGGGUGUGUCUAUUCUGGAUCCUGACCAGCCGGCUCCCUCGCCUUCAGCUGAUAAGGUUGGGGCUGAAGAAGGUGAAGCUGAGAGUAUGGAACCAGAGUUCGAACCAAUCCAGCUGCAGGACUUCUUGAAUAUGACAAACAUCCAUUUCAUGGAGCUUACGACCACUAAGAGACGACACACCACCGCACCGGAUAGCAUCAGCAAAAGGACGGCUAGAUUGUCUCUUGAGGGCAAUGGGAAGUCUAGUGCUUCUAACUUCGACGAAUGCGUGGCAGCUGGGUUUUGUACCGUGCCAAUGUUGGAGUUGUAUCAGCAUUCAUGCCGCGAGUUGAAAUCUUAUAUUUCCGAAGGCAGACAGAUAAUUCGAUCUAUCGAGAGCGAAACAUAUGCCGACAACCCGCCUCUAUUCCGAGAAUAUAUGACCGCAGCGCCUGAUAUCAGGUCGUUGAUGGAUAACCAAUUCCGAAACGUGAAAACUCAUACCAGGCUGUUGAGCAAAGCUACUUGGUACGAGUGGCGCAUGAAGCUUCUUGAAGGUCUCAAGGAAGGCCUGGACCGGCACUUGGAGGAAAUGAAAGGGGACGACGAGCUCCUAUCCAAACAUGAAGCGCUUUUCAGUGACUCAGUUCCUGCGCUGUCCACCAAACAUUCAUCGCUCGAGCAAGAAGCUACGCACCUUCAGCAGUUGGCGGAUGAACUAGAGAAUUGCGACCAAGAUGAACUCUGGGCUGCAAGGGGCAAGCUCACAGACAUAGAGGAAGAGAUUGAGUCCAAGAAGAAGCUGCUUCAAGAACUGCAAACCGAAGUCCAAGACAAGACAGGUACCAUUGAAACAGGAGCAGAGCUGAAGACGGAGUUUACUGCCCAAAUUCAAGAAGCGGAGAGGGUAAAGGAAGAAUGCCGUGGAUGGAGCGCCAAGGAGAUCCGUGAACUGAAGGACUCCGUUCACCGCAUUGAGCAACAGACCGGAUGGUCUAUCAGUUCCGCAUCUUCUACGGAGUCGGAGGCAGGUCCGGUGGUGACCAUGUCUUACCAACAUCAGCUCCAAUUGAAGUUUUACCCAGGGUCGUUACAUAUUGACAGCAACAAGGUUUCUUUGCCCAACUCGAAAUCUGAUACACUGAUUGAACUGAGUUACUGCCCCGGUAACGAGAUGAAGUCGAACGCACGGGCACAUCGGCUCUCACCCGUCUCAUUACUCAUCCUCAAAUCCCUCCAGGCUCACGUCGCCCGGAUCAAUCAGUCAAAAAUCACAUCAAAGCAACUUUUACGCUUCAUAUCAGAGGCCUGGGAUCUGGCAUCAAACGUGGAGGAGGAAGCCCGUAUGCUCGGGUUCCACGGCGUGACUAACCUUCAACUCGCAGACAAGAAGGAAAACCCCUCCCUCAGGGCAAGAUGUACUCUGCUUGGAACCGGUCUUUCCUCUGACUCUGCCACCGCGAAGUCGCACCAGAGCAUAAACAAGAGCAGAAUCGAUGUCGACUUUGCUGUGACGACGCGUAUCUCGGAGAGCAAAGACGAGAACGAAAUUGGCGCCCUGGACAUCCAGACCGAAGUGCUCGCCAGCAAAAUCUACGGCUUCGGAACAGACAACAGCACUGGCUUGUCUGAAAAGGAGAUGCGAAGUGUCCUUAGCAAGGAGCUGAGAGGACAUAACAAAUCUGGCGCUAAACUCGGCGACGGCGUCUGGAGCAAGGCGGUUCAAAUGCUUUCCGGCAAGGUGUUUUAA